ACUUAUUGGGAUCAACUAAUUCAACUGUUUCCAAUGUUUCUAGGCUAGUGGGCACAACUGGAAUUUUGAAAAAGUGUUUGUGCUCUUAAGUUUUUUUUUUCUUGGCAGUUGGACAUAUUUCUGAAUCACUUUUUAUAAUCUAAGAGAGGUGUCAAUGGAGGCUCAGAAACAUUCUUGCAAAUGCUAUAAAGUUGAAGGCUGGUAUUAUGCAUGCCAUCACCAUUUAUUUUUUAAAUACAUCUUUUUAAAAAACCAUAAAUAGAUGCCUGGGAUAGGGAAUUUGCUAAGCAGCAAAGUGUAUGUACAUGAGCACAUUCAGUGGGGUGAGAAGGUAUCUGGUAACCUGUAGAAGUAAACUGCUAUUGUGCCAAGCAGUUUCAAAGAGUAAAAUUGAUUUUAGAGAGAUGUGAGGACUUUCAUCACCAAUUUAGUGGAAACUUCCUUAACUUGUGCCUUCAUUUUUCAAUCAUAAUUUUCAAGUUACCCAUCCAAAAGUUAUGAUGGCUGGAGUGGUGGGAACUGAAUUUUGGCAUAAAUGAAUGGGGAUGCUAAAUCAAUGAAAAAAGAAAAUUAUAGUGACAAGAGUUCACUUAUCUAGAUCCCCCCCCCAAAAAAAACACUGAGCAGUCUCUUCCAAAAGCAUUAAUCCAAAUCACCCCCAAGUGGUACUUCCUUGGUUUUUUUCCGAAUUUUCUGGGGGUGGAGGAAAAGCAAUAUAACGGGUCCGGACGGAAAUGAGCCACUUAAUCGGGCAGCAACCUGGCACUCUUGAUCCGGGAUGUGGGAAAGCGCUUCAUUCUUGCCUCUCAUUAGUUUCACAGGGCGGAAAGUUCAGCCACUGGGCUCGUGUUGGCACAAUGCCCAGCAGUUCAGUAUAAGGUUACAGGCCAGGAGGGCUGGGGGCUUUGAAGCAAGGAAAGCCGCGGGCGCAUCUUGCUCGAGAGUGCAGGAGGGCACUCCACCCUCUGCUAAGCCUGCUCCUUCCCUGUUCCUCCCAGUUACUAUUUCCGUGCUCGGGGACGCCUCACUCGCGCGCUAAAGGAGGCGCUCCUGCUCGCCAGCUUUGGAGUCACAGCCCCGCUAACCGCUGCUGCUGCUCCUCCUCCUCCUCCUCCAGCCUCAGCUGCGCGGAACGCUUUCACGCGGCUUUGCCUCCUUUCCUUCUUCCACACGAGGGGCUGACCAUGGCGACGAAAUCCGGGAAAUUCUGGCACGAGGCGUCGCACCAAAUCGUCGCUGGCGGCUCCGCAGGUCUUGUAGAAAUUUGCCUGAUGCAUCCCCUCGAUGUGGUGAAAACCAGGUUCCAAAUUCAAAGAGGAAAAUCUGAUCCCUCUGGGUACAAGAACGUUGGAGACAGUUUUAAAAUCAUAUUCCGGACAGAAGGCUUGUUUGGUUUCUACAAAGGUAUCCUCCCUCCAAUCUUGGCUGAAACACCCAAAAGAGCAGUAAAGUUCUUCACCUUUGAACAGUACAAGAAAAUACUUGGAAAUGUUUCUCUAUCACCAGCUUUGACAUUUGCAGUUGCGGGCUUGGGAUCCGGGCUAACAGAAGCAGUUGUGGUUAACCCUUUUGAAGUAGUCAAGGUUAGCCUCCAGGCAAAUCGGGAUGCUUUCAAAGAGCAACCCUCCACCUUUGCUAAAGCUCACCAAAUUAUCCAGGCCAAUGGGUGGGGUUUGAGUGGACUCAAUAAAGGGCUGACUGCUACUUUGGGACGUCAUGGAGUUUUUAAUAUGGUGUAUUUUGGAUUCUACUUCAACGUGAAAAACAUCAUUCCUGCCAAUAAGGAUCCAACACUGGAGUUUCUGAGAAAGUUUGGAAUUGGGCUAGCCUCAGGAACAAUAGCCUCAAUUAUUAACAUCCCUUUUGAUGUUGCAAAGAGUAGGAUUCAAGGACCACAGCCCAUGCCCGGAGAAAUCAAGUACAGGACCUGUUUUGAAACAAUGAAAACCGUUUAUAAAGAAGAAGGAUUUCUAGCUUUGUACAAAGGAUUGGUUCCCAAGAUCAUGAGGCUAGGACCAGGUGGUGCGGUGAUGCUGCUGGUUUAUGAAUAUGUUUACGGGUGGCUUCAAGAAAACUGGUGACCAGAAGUACUAAUUUCAGACUGAAAAUAAUGUAAAACAAUUCCUAUCAAAUAAAAAAUAUGUGCAUCAGCAUUUAUAAGCUUAGAAAAGAAAGGGAGAGUUGUACAAUGGUGCAAAAUGAAUGGCUUUGGUUAUGAAAGGCCUAAUACUACCAUAUUUUUCCAUGUAUGAGACACUAUUUUUUCCUGCAAACACCCUGUUCAAAAAUCAGGUGCGUCUUAUACACAGAAAAAUAAUGGUAACCUCCGCAGCCCAGGGCAUGCCUGUGUGCAUUGCCAUGCUGCCUGGUACAGGUGUCAAGCCCCUGUGGUCUUGCCACUAAUGGGAGGGGGGAGGGGGCAAGAUCGUCGGCCACCGAACUUUCAGAUCAGCGUGGAGAAACUCGCCUGCCAGAGCAUCUUAUACAAGGGUGCGUCUUAUAGAUGGAAAAAUAUGGUAAAUAUUCUUCAGGAAAAAAAGUUAAUAUUAUAUUUCAACCCAGAUGCAAAUACCUAUCCCAUUAAGUAAAAGCUACAAAAGGAAUGUUUUAAAAGAAUAUAAUGUAUGUCUAUCAAGCAAAUUAAAAGUGUUAAUUUGAACAAUUUCACGUUGACUGAUUGAUAGAAAAAAAUCUAUUGUUUAAGAUGCAUGCCCAAAAACCAGACUAGACUGUAAGUUCUAGUCUCACAGGCAUGAAAGCCUUUAGCCAAUGAUUUUAGAUGACUUUAGGCCACUCACUCUGUCUCAGCCUAUUUCACCUCACAGGGUUAUUGUUAUGGAGAAAAUAGGAGGAGAAAGGAGUAGUAUGUUAGUCACCUUGAGUUAUUUAUAAAAAUAACAAAGGUAGGAUAUAAACAAACAUUUUCAUAACAACUGAAAUCUUGAUUUUAGAGUCCACUCUUAUAUUCAGAUUCAUGAAAGGUGAGGAGAGUUAAACUCAUAACUGAGUCCCACUAAAUUUAAUUGGAAUUGCUAUCAUGUCUGAUGAAGUAAACAACUCAUGAUAGGACUAUCAGAUCUGGGCUUCAAAAAUUCAGAUGACCACUAAAUAGCACCAAAUAGUUGGAUGCUGUUGUACUUGUCCAAAUACUUGCAACUCUCUUAUUGACUGUAAAAAUCACAGGUAAUGCAAUGUCACACUCUUGAGAAAGAAGUUUUAAUAUUAAGUAUGCCCUCCUUACAGAUUAUUGUAUUACAUGCUGCUUGGAGCUGCUAUUGAAAAUUACUCCAAAAAUUGACCUGACAAACUAAUGAUUCUCAUCCUUCUUGAAGCUGGACAGUCAAAUAAUGUAUUCCAUUCAGUCUGCAUCAACUGUGCUGAUUGUCAGUUCAUGUUUUACUCAAUUUGAAAUACUUCAUGCUUUAAAACUCUAAACAACAUUACCAUUCAGUAUUUUUUUUAAAAUUGAAAGACCUGCUUACUGCCUCACCAUUAUGGCCUUUAAAGUUAACAGGCAUUAGAGAGAGGUGCUUCUUAGGGUAGCCCAUACCCUUCAAAUAUCCUCUUUACAUACAACAGUCUGGCUAUGAAAACGAUUCUACUAUCCUAUGGCUUCUGGUUUUAAGGUUUUUAAUAUUUGCUCUCAUCAAAUAUUUGAAGCUGCAUUUUGUUUUCCAUUUGUUAUGUCAUAUUACUGAUUUAUAAUGCAAACUGUAUUCAAAAGACUAUGAAAUAUAGAUUUAAAAAACUAGUUCUCAAAAUUUCAAAGAAAAGGGAGAAUUAUAACUGAAUUCUUUUUUUAAAAAUAGUAUUUUUAUAAUUAUGUUUGAGGCAUAUUAUGUGCAAGACAAUGGAGAUAUCCUACUCUUUUUAAAAAUAUUUGUAUUGACAUAAGCAUGACAUAAGCAUUACCUAGAUUAUAUUAUACUGGCUUUUUAAAAAAGUUCUUAGGUGGUUAAUGUCAACAAAAUGUUUUGUUAUGUAGUACCUGUUUCAAAUAUAGGAAUUAAAAGUCUUCAGAGGAUAUCUGAUAUUUCUCUAUUAUUAUUUUUUUUGUUAAUUUAGCAUGUUCAAAAUUCAAAAAUAAAAUAUCUUUACAUAUAUAGCUUUUUGCUGUACCUUGUUUCCAACAUGUUGUUAAGUAUAUUUUCAACCACAUCUUGCAGUAAAAUAAAAUCAUUUGAUAGUA
Molecule: messenger RNA, 4189 nt
Organism: Crotalus tigris (Tiger rattlesnake)
Lineage: Eukaryota; Metazoa; Chordata; Lepidosauria; Squamata; Viperidae
Gene: SLC25A21
Product: solute carrier family 25 member 21
Exons: 10
Coding region: 1185-2081 (298 amino acids)
Biological process (GO): transmembrane transport
Source: RefSeq, a predicted model, not a curated record